Molecule: messenger RNA, 4724 nt
Organism: Pecten maximus
Lineage: Eukaryota; Metazoa; Mollusca; Bivalvia; Pectinida; Pectinidae
Product: ras-related protein Rab-7a
Exons: 5
Coding region: 114-731 (205 amino acids)
Biological process (GO): phagosome-lysosome fusion; endosome to lysosome transport
Cellular component (GO): late endosome; lysosome; phagocytic vesicle
Molecular function (GO): GTPase activity; GTP binding
Source: RefSeq, a predicted model, not a curated record
UGACGUCAUGGGUCACGCGACUACGCCAUUUUGCAGUAGGUGUCAUAUGCAGAGCACAGGUACAGGGCCUAUACGGAGAAUAUAAGUCAGCUGUCACUUAUUAAGGAGAGAAGAUGUCAUCACGAAAGAAGGUUUUGUUAAAGGUGAUAAUACUGGGAGACAGUGGUGUUGGGAAAACAUCACUUAUGAACCAGUAUGUUAACAAAAAGUUCAGUAAUCAGUACAAGGCUACCAUAGGAGCUGAUUUUCUAACCAAGGAAGUGAUGGUGGAUGAUAGACUUGUCACAAUGCAGAUUUGGGAUACAGCAGGUCAGGAGAGAUUCCAGAGUUUGGGUGUGGCAUUCUACAGAGGAGCAGAUUGUUGUGUUUUAGUUUUUGAUGUUACAAUGCCAAAUACAUUUAGAUCUCUGGACAGUUGGAGGGAUGAAUUUCUAAUACAGGCUAGUCCACGUGAUCCAGAUAACUUCCCAUUUGUUGUAAUAGGAAAUAAAAUAGACUUGGAAAACAGGGCGGUGACGGCCAAGAGAGCCCAGAGUUGGUGCAACACCAAGGGUGAAAUUCCCUACUUUGAAACCAGUGCGAAAGAAGCCAUUAAUGUAGAGCAGGCUUUCCAGACAGUGGCCAAGAAUGCCUUGGCACAGGAGAAUGAUGUUGAGCUGUACAAUGAGUUCCCAGAUCAAAUCAAAAUCACCAAUGACCAGAACAAGCCUAAGGAAGGCUGUGGAUGCUAAUAAAAUUUAGCAUGUAUGAUAAGUGAUUUGAAAAGACAAAAGACAAUUUUCAGCUGUUAACAGUUGUGAAAUGUCUCAAAUGAUUCCAGCUGUGAGAAUGAUACAUUGAUAAGCAUGAGUUCAGUGCUUGACUAAAUGUGUGAUUGGAAUGCUGGAGACUUGAAAUACUCUGCCAAGUUUGUGAUAUCUAGAUCCCAAUUGUGGCUUCAUUAACUUACUGACACGUUCAAGGAUAUUUGAGAAAGAGGGAGAAAAAAGAAUUAAUGUUUUGUGUUCCCCAUGGAUUUUGAGUUAGGGAUAUAUUUAUUUGAUAUGUUUUCAAAAUUCUGUAACCCAAUUAGAUACUUGACUAUUAAGGGACAUUCCAUUGUUGGGGGUACACACAAAUGUUUUGUGGAUAACAAAUCUUGUUUAAAAGGUUAGGAGGACAUUAUUUACAGUAAAUAACUGAAUACAUUUCACUAAUGGGUAUGGAAGAGGGGAUUGAAUUUCUUUUUACUUGAAUGUGUCAUGAAGGUAUUGAACCAGAUACCACAGGGUCUAGGUCACAAUCAUCUCCAUAGGGAUCAAACUUGAAAUAGGUACUGAUGAGUGGACAUUAUGAAAUGACAUUAUUCAAUACUUCAGUAAUGAUGGGAAAUAUUUUUAUUUAUAUUGAAUGCUAUUUUGGCCAUUAUAGCAAUAGAAGACAAUGUCUUCAGAUGGCCAAUACUUUUGGUGUAAAAACGUGUUGGAUAAUCACCCUUGUUUGUGUGACAGCUGUGGCUGAAUUUCUUUGUGCUGGUUUUUACAAAUUCUAAACGUUGAUUAUGGUGCAAUUAUUUAUUUAUGUGAUUACGAUCAAUAUUAAAAUGUAAACUUGUAUCAGUGCUUGCUCUUUUUAGAUGGAACAUUUUAUAAUAAAAAACAAUCUGAUAUUCAUGAGGCAGAUUUUACAUUGGUGUUGUGAACUCGGCGUUCACACCUGUGUCUGAUACUUUUCCACUUUCGAUAUAAUUGCCGUCGUAUGCACUUGCAUAGUGUUAGAAUUGUGUGUUUGGAAAUCAUGGUUCAGAUUUUAUUUGACUGUUUUCUCUGUUAUUGUUGUUGAAUAAAUAACUAAAAUUUGUCUAGUCGUAAUACUUAACCAAUUUCAACUUGGUAAAGAACGGGAAUCCGGUCAUUACUUUGUAUAAAAUGUUUUCACGCUUUACUAUGCUUGAUAGUUGGAUUUUGUCAUUUAAUCGUUUUGAUAAAUUCUAAAUACAGACUUGUUCACAAUAUUUCUGUGAAGGUUUCAUGAAUUAUCAAUCUUGGCUAUAAGUUGCAAAAUCUUUUUUACGUAAGUAUGCAAAUCAUGGCUUGAUUAUUUAUCAUGUACUGUACAUAGUAACACACCUAAAUUGACACAUUUGUAAAAAUACAUAGAUUGUGUGCAAGAUCAGGCCUGGAUGUUAAAUCUUUAUUCUACAAAAAUAUUGGCAUAAGUUAAAGUACAUGUGGCAUUCAACAUCAAGGUUUGAUGACAAACUGGACAAAGUUCUUUAUAAGUGUUAGUAUGAUAUACAUGGCUCAAAAUAAUCCAUAUUAGAACAAGGGCAAUUUUGUUGUGAUUUGUACUCUUUAACAAUUAAAUUGAAAGCUUGUUUUUCAAAGAUGUUUUUUUUUUUUUUUUUUUCUCUCACACUUUUGCUUUAAUCCUGUAUUGUCUUUCGAAAAACGUUCGAGAAAAUAUGUAUCAGUGGGAGGGUCGGGAUAUACAUUCUGUACUGGUCACAAUUUCGAACUAGUUUUAUGAUUAGUAAAGUUUGGUGAUCAGGAAUAAAUGUACCUAGGUGAAAAAGAGUUUGUGAAAAUGAUUUGCCAGUUUAUAAAGUGGACCUCUCCUAUCUGAAAGCAUAAGGGUACAAUGUAUUGCUUAAAAUACAUAAUCUAAAGAAAUUGAUUGGGAUAAUAAGGGUAUAUAUAUGUAUAAACUGUACUGUCUUUUCCUUGUUAUGUAAGUUAUAAUUUAUCCAGCUGUCUUAUCACAUCUAUCCCAUCAAUGAAUGAAACGAUGUAUAAUUUUAUUAGUUGUAAUAGCAGAGUGGUGUGAGGUGCAUGUUUGAAGAAUCGAGUAAAGAGAUAUUAGUACUCAACUUUACACAUGUUUAUGUUCAUCUAUAUGUUAAUCUCUCAAUACAUGUUCUUUUUAUUAAAACUUAAAGAUUACAACUUUUAGAAAAUUUCUAUUAACGAUCAUGACAAUUGAAAGUUACAAAUUUUUUUUUUAAUAUCACCGGGUAUCAGAGAAGUUCUGUUAUGCAUUGAGAAUUAAGUUCAGAUUAUGAUUGAGUGAGUGAAGUGUCUGAAUGCAGUUGUGUGUGUAUCGGAAAAUUUGCUUGACAUGGAGUGUAUACUUACUAUACGUAGUACAUGUAUAUAGACAUUUUGUUAUUACUAUAAAUGGUUGUCCAUUGGUAUACAUGUACAUAUGAUCACCAGAAUAGCUUUCAACAUGCAAUUUCUAUAGCAUAUCAUAGAGAGAACAAUUUCCACAGAAAAUGCUGUCUUGGUGAGAAGUACAUUUAGUUUAAAAAAAAAAAAUUCAGAGGUAUUUAAUUUUCAUGUCAUCACUUCUGAGACUUAACAUUUUUCACCCUAUUAUAAUUACCAGUAUAGAUUAUAUGAUAAUGAGAAAAGAGUCGAAAGAAAAGUUAAUUUUUUCCAGUUAAUUUUCAGAUAAAUAAUUUUAAUAACAAAUUUCUUAUCUGCAUAUAUGCUCAUUUGUAUUACUUUAUAAUGAAACGUGUUCAUAUGGAGAGAGCAUUUGGCAUGUAUUUACUGUAUUAUGUUGCAACAGGAACCUAACUACCAAUUUUUUUUAUAAAUAUACAUCUAUAAAUGUAUUUGUGAUAUUCAUUUCUAGUACUGAUGAUUGUAACUUUUUAACUUAUGAUCAUCACAUUUUUGACUUGUGGUCAUGUCUACCAAAAGAUUGCCACAUCUGUGAUAAUGUACUGAUUUUCGACUGUUAGAAUCAUAUGUUGAACUGAUGGUUGUCACAUUGUAGGCCCACAAUAAUAUCUCUCAAGAUUGUGUGAUGCUAUGAGAAGAGUUGUUUUCAUACAUUGUGAUUUAUUACAAGAUCCACAGCUAAUUACUGUAAGCUUUGUUUGAAAAGUCUGUUUAAUGAUACAAUUCCUGUCUAUCACAGACAGCUUCAUCAUUAGCACUAUCUUUUUUAUACCCUCUGUAACACUGGAGUUCGUUUAUCUGGUCUUCUAGUUGUCUGUUGACCAAACAUUGCCCAAGAAAUACUUAAGAAACAUGGUGCACUUCAAAAAGUAGUUGUGUUCUUACAGUGAUGUUUUUCCUGGGAGUGGUGCCCCUUAUAUAAUAUACAUGUAUGGAGUUUGAUCAAAGAUGCUUUCUUUCUCAACUAAUUCUUAAAAAAUUUGGCACACAUGAUCAGUUUGUAACUUACGAUAUAUGCUGGCUAUUUAUUUUUCAUUUUAAUGUUGUUUUCUUCUGAGUUAUUCUCAAAAGAUAUCCUUAAUUUUUUUUCUGUGGGAGCCAACUAUAUUACUGGAAGGUUAGUCUGUGGCCUGUAGUUCCAGGUCAGUACAGCAGUAAUACCUACACGAAUUCUACAUCAAUGGAGCAAAUAUUGGUAGCCUAAAAUAUGAUGUUAAUCAAACAUAUAUGUAGUUGUGGGGUGGUACCACCCAAAACUGGCCAGUGAGUACAACUUAAGUGCUACCUGUUGUAUGGGUAAUCCCAUAUGGUGUGCAUUUUGUUUGAAUACACUAAAAUAAUAAGUAUUGCCGACUCAAUGACAUGAAAAAAUCUGACGUCUUGAAACAAAAAAAAAUGUUUAAAUUGAUGUAUAACUCUAUAUUAAAUGCAUGCAACACCAAUAUUUACAUAAAAUACAUGCCAAUAGUAUGCAUGCAUCUCGUCAUUCUUAUGCUUAGAGAUGAAAUAUUAUACGUACAAUGUACUUUAUGAAUAAAAUCAUCAGUAAAUCAUGAA